AUGCGCUAUCAAACUCUACGAAGCUUCACCUCCCUCAAACACCAACCCUUCCCUUUCAGGCACAUAGCCUCAUCCUACCCUGUCCGUGCCCAUUCAAGUUUCACGUCUAGGACUCUUCGUUUCCCGGGUUCCAAAGCACUCCGAGCUGCUCCGACGAUCCCCUUUUUGGGCGCGUUCUUUACCUCUAAUAGCAAAGCCGAGGAGCCCUCUGACAGCAUGUCGUACCCCGACCAGCGAAGCGAUGACCAGUGGAGAGCGGUGUUAAGUCCCGAUCAAUUCCGCAUUCUUCGCGAAAAAGGCACCGAGCGCGCCGGCACCGGCGAAUACGAUUCUCACUAUCCGUCCGAGGGGGUGUACAACUGCGCCGGAUGUGACACUCCGCUCUACAAGGCGAGCCACAAGUUUAAAUCGGGCUGCGGCUGGCCCGCCUACUUUGACUCCAUUCCCGGCGCAGUCACCCGCCAUGUCGACAACACGUUUGGGAUGAAGCGCACGGAGAUCGUGUGCAGUAACUGUGGAGGCCAUCUCGGUCAUGUCUUUGAGGGUGAGGGGUAUCCGACCCCGACCGAUGAACGGCAUUGUGUCAACAGUAUCAGUUUGCGGUUUACCGAAGACGAGGGCAAGACGGGCGAGGGACAGAAUGCCAAAGCCAAGGCUUAA
Penicillium alfredii is the source of this 660-nucleotide messenger RNA. Its product is annotated as peptide-methionine (R)-S-oxide reductase. The record is from RefSeq and is a predicted model, not a curated record. NCBI's taxonomy places the organism in Eukaryota, Fungi, Ascomycota, Eurotiomycetes, Eurotiales, Aspergillaceae. The coding region runs from base 1 to 660 and encodes 219 amino acids. Gene Ontology annotation, biological process: protein repair; response to oxidative stress. Gene Ontology annotation, molecular function: peptide-methionine (R)-S-oxide reductase activity. The transcript is spliced from 2 exons.